This is a messenger RNA of Suillus subalutaceus, 1223 nucleotides long. RefSeq lists its product as uncharacterized. The transcript is spliced from 3 exons. The coding region runs from base 393 to 962 and encodes 189 amino acids. Lineage: Eukaryota; Fungi; Basidiomycota; Agaricomycetes; Boletales; Suillaceae. The record is from RefSeq and is a predicted model, not a curated record.
AUAAUUUGUAUCAAGCUAUUUCAAUACUUUUAGAAUGUGUCAUAGUCAAUCAAGCCGGGGAGCUUUGUAAGAAUUAGGUUUUGAAGUUUCAACUACUACAGUACUACCACUGUACCCACAACUUGAACUCCCCUCGUCACACACGACGACGACGUGACCUUCGUCCACCUGUCAACAAAUCAGCGAGGACUACCCAACAACAGAUAAAAUCUACAGCAGGCGUGGUGUCCGAAGACUCACCAGCACCUGCAGCAAAGCCAAAACCAACUCCACGGGCAGUCCCAAAACGGAUCCAUGUGCUUCCUCCCAAAAGUCCAGUGUCAUCUGACUCGGACAGGCAUGCCAUUGAGCUCGAAACUGCCAAGAACGAAGCUGCGGCUAUACUUGCAGGGAUGGCAGACAGUGGAACAGUUAAUGGGGAGAACGAGAACUUAUUCACGAACCUUGAUGACUUGGCACUCGGCGAGCCUGAGAUUGAGCAGCAACUGGAGCCUGAGGAUGAAGAUAGUGAGGUAGAAGAUGACGACGAUGCUGUAUUGGAGACCGAGGGAAAUGUUGAGGAUGGGGACGACAGUUUCGACAUUAGUCUUCUGGUUCCAAUCGAGGGUGUCGUCGACACUAUGGUCAUUAGCUCCAACACCUCAUGGGGGUAUUUCUGCCUUCAGCUCGCCAAUGCAAUGCUUACCCCGUUGGAGUCACUGAAUAUUGCAUACAAGUUCUCAACAGAUGCGAAGGCUGACCCACCUCGUGCACUCAGCAUGGCGAAGCACCUCUUAGUGCUCAUCCAGGGCGCAGGAACUAUUCUAUGCGACGAGCAGAGGGUUCGCCGUCUGAAGAAGCCAUUCAUGGUGAUUAUUGUGGAUAGAUCUGAAAAUUCGAAGGCGGAUGAAGUUGCCAAAGGCAAAGCAGGACUCGGAAAAGGAAAGGUAAUUACUUCCAUGAAUCAAAGCCGCGAAGCUUGACCAGUUUCUUGUAACAACGGAUAACUCGCUGGAUUGUGCGCUUGCUGGCGCCGGUGUAUGCUGUGAUCUCCGAGAUCUCGAGCAGUGGAAACAUUCGGACAAUAGCCUCGCAAAGAUGUUCAGAAAACUUUCGCAUGCUGGCGUGUUCGAAGAGUGUUUUCGGUGUUGGGAACUUGAAGAUGAUGUUGCUUGAUAAGCUAAGCAAGUACUAAGCUUGGCCUUGGUUCUCUGACCAACUUUGUCUCUUACAGCUUAGCGAUA